AUCAGCUGCAUCGGUUCCCUUUCGAUAAUAAAUGAAAAUAUUAUUGAGAAAAAAUUUCUAAUAAUAUUCGAAUUUCAUCUAGGAAAAUCCCAUUUCUUCUUUCAUCUGGAUCUUCGUACUAUUCUGAUCUAAUAUUUCUUCGUGGAAAUUAAUCGAUGUGAAGAAAACCGAACUAGAAAGUCGUCUUGCCAAGUGUAGUUAAAUGUGUUUUCACUACGUUUUAUCUUUAAAACAUUCGCCACAAAAAGAUGUAACUCGAAAGAGAAAUUAACUCGAUUCGAUCGUCAUCGUGAACUUCAUCAUCGUAUUCUGAUACUUCAACUCUCCCAUGGGAAAUUGAUCUUGGAUUCUUGAUACCAGCUGCUCAAAACCCUCAUCAUGGAUGUCGAUUACUUCCCCAGGUUGACCGAUCUAUCACUUGAUGCAUUUCUAGAAAGUUUAAGAAUAGAUACGAUCGACUUGAAUAAUGUGCUCGCUUUCUCCAACUCUGUCUUCUUACCCGAGCAACUUUCGGAAACACUGAUCACAAAGAUGAGUGCUAAAAACCUACUGAAUCACCAGACAAUCUCGUUAUUCGAACCAACAAAUACUAGAUUGAGAAAAAUAUCAAUACCAGAUGCUUCCUCUGCGAUCGACGUUGCUGAGUUGCAAAUUUUCCAGAAACAUAAACUAAAAGAAAUACGAUUGGGUGGAUUGCAAAUCACCAUCGAUACAUUGGUCGACUCGUUGAACGAAUGGACUCGACUUAAUUUAGAAAAACUGAGCGUUUCGAAAGCUGCGUUUCCUCUGUGUUUCUCCGAACGAUACCUUCCAAUCACAUCUCCGAUCAUUACGUUGAAAAAUCUACGCGAAUUGGAUCUGAGUGAAACGAAUUUAAAUCUACAUUUGCUCGAUGUCAUCGUAGAAGAAUUACCUUUGAUGGAAUCGUUGAAUAUUUCCAAUACUGGCAUUAAUGAUUUAUCUUGUUUGCUGAAAUGUAAAUCUAGAUUGAAAACAUUGAUCAUGUCUAAUGUCUUUCUGUUACCUUCGAAUUGUAACGAUGAAAUGUUAGAUCACGUGUUUUUCCAUCUCGAUGAAUUGAGGCAUUUGGAUAUCUCGUUUGAAAAAUUCUCGAACCCUGUUCACAUAAUUACAGCUCCUGAUCUGAGUCAUACUUUUCCCAUCACUCAUCUCGUGGAUAAGUUACCCAAAUUAGUAUCUCUGGACAUCUCUGGUAAUGAAUCCGUAUCAGAAGACGUUCUGAUCGCGUUCCUUCAAAGCCACGAAAAUUUGAAAUUUUUUGGAUUACUGGAUACAGGAUUGUGCAAUAGCGAUGUGUUUUUAAAUACUCAACACUUCUUAUAUCGUCCAGAUCUUCUGGUCACUGGAUCUGCUUCAUUAGAUCAAAUCGUACUCAGUUUGAAAUUAUAUUCAAAAAGAACAAUUUUCUUGCAAAGUACAUUAUAUAAUCUAUAUUCGUCAUCAGAUCGUAAAGAUUUUGGUCCUCGACCAGAUCUCGUCAAGAUCAUGACAGACGUAAUGAAAACUCAUUCGAUGAGUUUCAAAGUUCAGUUAGCUUGUACCGCGUGUUUGUAUAAUUUAACGAAAAGUGGAUGGUUUGAUAACGAUACAUUUGGUAUUCCUUCGACUUUGAUGACCGAAGUUGCUCAUCUUAUUCUGAACGCGAUGAGUACUUUUGCAAAGCAUCCUCAGUUACAGAAAAAUGCCUUACUUACGUUAUGUAACGAUCGAAUGUUGCAGAAUACGAAUAUGGAUAGAUAUCGAUGCGCUCGACUUGUAUUGGAUGCUUUAUGUAGAUUCACCGAUGAAGCUACUCAAAGACUUUGUGUUGCCAUAUCGAGUAUUGUUGUUGCGAGAAUAUCUACAGACCAAAUGAACGAAUUGGGAUCAGAAAAACGAUACAUGCAAAAGCUGCUAGCCUUAGUGAAAAGAAAACUGGACAUCAUAGCUGCAGAUCCUACGCUAGGUUAUGCAUUGAGCACUCUGUGGAACAUCACAGACGAGUCUCCACAAACUUGUACAGUAUUCUUAGAACAAGGCGGUCUGGAGCUAUUCACGAAAAUGUUAGACGAAUACGUCGAUUGUGACCCAGUCUUGACUAAAAUACUCGGUUUACUCAAUAAUAUCGCCGAAUUCGCCGAUUUGCGGAGUUGUCUGAUGACAUUCGAAGUGAUAAAUCCUAUUCGGAAUUUGCUCGGUUCAGCUUCCAUCGAGAAUAGUUACUUUUCAGCUGGAAUUUUAGCCAACUUGAUUUCACCCGGUCCUCAAGUCUGGACUAUUGAGAAAAUACCCCGAGAUGAUAUUUUGAUCGAACUUAGCGAAUCGAUCAGUCGUUGGAAACAUAUCGAAGGUGAAAUGGUCGCGUAUCGAUCGUUUCGUCCGUUUUUGCCUCUUUUGAAUUGUUACGAAACGUAUCAAGCUCAGUUAUGGGCUUUGUGGGCUGUGCAACAUGUACUCACCGUUAAUGCAUCACGUUAUUAUCGUAUGGUACUGGAAGAGAAAUUAUGCGAUAUAUUUAUGGAAUUGAUUCAACGAAGUGAUACCAAUCCAUUGGUUAAACAACAAGCUGAAAUAAUUCUUCAUCAACUUCACGAAUACGGAAGAAAGAAAAUCACAGUCUUUAAAUUUUGAACUAAUUUAAGACCUAUUUUAUUUCUACUUCUCUUCGUAUACUUCAAUGAUUACUUCAUUUUCAUAAUAAUUUGUUUGUGUGAGCCGGAAUUCCGAGUACCUGAACCUGCUGUUUGCGCAGUAGGUACGUUACGUAUGUGUAUAUGAUUUUAUACAUUAUACAUGCAUAUUAUUUUAUAGACUACCUUCGUGUGUGGCUUUGUUGAUAUUUACAUAUUUUUCCUAUCUUUCUAUAUACGGCGGAAUUUCAAUUGACUGGUUUUAUCUUCAUUUUUUAUAAUAUCGACGCUGUUUUGAAUUGUUCUAAAGUGUCUUUUGACGUGGAUUUUUUUUUUUUUUUUGAUUCGGUGGUGUUAAUUUCGAUUGACUGAUACGUUGUAAAAUUUUGUUUCUUUUUUGCCCCGUUGAAUUGGAUGGUUGAGAUUCUACCGUAUUAUUUAUUAUGUGUUAAGGAUCGUUAUUUUAUUUCUCGAAACUCGCAUUAUCGUUUAUUAUUAGAUUCGAUUGUAGUUACAUAAAAUUUGGAAUGAAAAUAUUGACUGGUAAUUUUUAUUUUACACGAAGCAAGCGUAAGAAAAUGAUGAGAGUUGUUUUGGGUCUAUUUUAAGGUCAUUGGAAUGAUCCUAGAAGAAAUAAAAAUCGGUUGAAGGCUCGAGAAUCGCUGAAAAGUGGUCUAAAUUGGAUUUCUGGUGAUGAACAAAGAAUCAUUUUUUUUUUCACACUAAUUGAAUUAAUUUUUUUGAGUUUUUAAAAAUUCACAAAGAAAUUGGAAAAUUAAUUUUAGCGCCGGAAAUUAUUUUUUUUGGGGGGGGGGGGAGGCGGUCAGAAAGUAUCGUUUAUGUUCAUCUAGCAAAAUUAGAUUCAGUGAGUUUGGAAAGGUGUGUUUUGUGAUUUUUUGAACACCUGUAUGUUCCAAAAUUGAAAGUGCUCAAUUUUCCAAAAUCAAUAAUUAGUAUUUUUGUUUUUGCUCUUUAGGGAAUUUUUGCAACACCUCAGAAUGAAAUUCGAGCUGCCUGAGUUAGACCUACUGAUCAUCUUUGAAAAGAUCAAUAUCCUCAGUCUUCAGUUCUCUUGAUUGAAAAUAAGUAUGACAAAAUCGAUUUUCGAAUGAACCCUUUUCGGAACAUAAUUUUGGUUAAUGUUGGUUAAUUUUCACCUCACGAAAACAAAGAUGCUGAAACGAAACAAUACAAAUGAUAAUUAAAGCUUUUUUUUUAUCGUGAUCGAGUUUUGAUCAAGAGGUCAUUUCAUUUCGAAAAUAAUCUAUCUUACGGAAUUGGAAAUCGGAAAAAACUCGAUUUUUGGGGUUCGAUUAAUCGAUUUUUUAUUGAGAUCAAUUUUUGAUCGGGAAGCUCAUUAUUUUCGAAUCUGAAAUUAGUUCUUCAUUUCGAGCAAGAUUGAUUAUCAGAUUAUACGAAAUCAAAAACUACCUAUAGAUAAGUCGAUUUUUAGGGUUCGAUUAACCGAUUUUUAAUCAGAUAAAUUUUUGGUCGAGAAAUCGAUUUUUGAGACAUUUUUUUUUUUUUUUUUUUCAAACAUAAUCAAUUAUACGGUAUUGAAAAUUGUGGAAAAAUCGAUUUUCAAAAGUCAAUCGAAUUUGGAUUAUGAUAAAUUUUUGAUUGGAAGUGUAUGUAUAGUUACUUUUUGAAGCUUGAAGCUAAAAUUUAUUUUUUAUUUCAAGAACGAUCGAUCACACAAAAUCAAAAAUGGCAAAAAUCGAUUAUUGAGAUACGAUAAAUCGAUAUUUUCAACAAAUCAAUUAUGAAGAAUCGAUUUAUCGAUUUUUGAAAUUCAAUCUACCGAUCAUUGAAAUUCGAUGUAUUGGUUCGAGGUUCGAUUUAUCGAUAAUUGAGAUUCAAUUGAUCGAUAAUUGGGAUUCAAUUUAUCGAUUCUUAAGAUUCGAUUUAUCUAUUAUUGACAUUCGAUUUAUUGGUUCGAUGUUCAAUUUAUCGUUCAAUGAAAUUCGAUUUAUCGAUCAUUGAAAUUCAAUUCAUCGAUUCCUAAAGUUUGAUUUAUUGAUUCCUAAAAUUCGAUUUAUCGAUUCUUGAAAUUUGAUUUAUCGAUUAUUGAAAUUCGAUUUAUUGGUUCGAUGUUCGAUUUAUCGAUCAAUGAAAUUCGAUUUAUCGAUAAUUGAGAUUCGAUAUUUAUCGAUCAUUGAGAUUCAAUUGAUCAAUUCCUAAAGUUCGAUUUAUCGAUUCCUAAAAUUCGAUUUAUCGAUUCUUGAAAUUUGAUUUAUUGAUUAUUGAAAUUCGAUUUAUUGGUUCGAUGUUCGAUUUAUCGACCAAUGAAAAUCGAUUUAUCGAUAAUUAAGAUUCGAUAUUUAUCGAUCAUUGAGAUUCAACGAUUCUUAAGAUUCGAUUUAUCGAUUCUUGAGAUUCAAUUUACCUAUUGAUUCUGGAGAUUCGAUAUAUCGAUCAUUGAGAUUCGAUGUAUCGAUCAUUGAGAUUCGAUGUAUCGAUCAUUGAGAUUCGAUGUAUCGAUCAUUGAGAUUCGAUGUAUCGAUCAUUGAGAUUCGAUGUAUCGAUCAUUGAGAUUCGAUGUAUCGAUCAUUGAGAUUCGAUGUAUCGAUUCUUAAAAUUCGAUUAUUCGAUUUUCAAUCAUGAUUAAUCUAUUUGUGAGGCUAAAAUUGAAGUCAAGUCGAGAAAUUUUCUCUUCUGUUCUGAUUCUUCAAAUUUUAGGACGAUUUAAACCCUUCCUUGUCCUCUUUCCUAAACUCAUCGUGACUUCCAAAUUCCAUACGUUUCCAAGUCUCCAACUUAUUCAUUUCAAUUUUUUGGUAAAAACAAAAUGUCAUAAGACGUGAACUUUCAAAGUUUUCUAAAAUUUUGGUGCUAAUAAAUCCACUUGAUCCUUGAGACUCAUUUUUCAUGUUUUUUUUUUUUUUUUUUUUUUUUUAUCCAAGAAGUUAAUUUGAAUGAUGCUGAAGUGCCCAAAAAUGACUGAAAAUAUCAAUUUUUAAAAUAUAAAAUUAUAAAAGUUCUGCUCUGGUGAUUUUUGUAAACAUUGAAAAAAAAUCAGUUUUUUUUUCAUUUUAUUUAUCUUCUUUUUUUUAAUUUUAAAUUUUUUUCAUUUUAUCCCUUUUUUAAAAAUUGAAUUAUUUGAAAAAUUUUCUGUUAUAUGGCAAUAGUCUUGUUUUUUGACAAAAUUGCCAGUUUGGCCCAAAUCCUGCACCCUUUUUUGAUUUCUGCUUCGAGACUUCCUAUUUUGAAAAAUUCGCCAAAAAUCAAAAAUUCAACUUCUCAACUCAAAAUGUGGUUCUGAGGUGUGGCCCUCAUACAUAUAUCUAUCCAGUGUUGCCAAAUUUCAGCACAAUAUCAGCUAAGGAGGUUGUAGGUUAUCUUUGCCAUUCAGGGCUGUUAAAUUACCGUAAUUUAUUCACUGGUAAAAUACGGCGGUAAAAUACGGUAAAAUACGGUAUUUUACGGUAUUUAUGGUAUUUUACUAAUUUGGAUAUGAAGAGUUAUUUUUUGUAGUUUGACUUCGAAGUUGUGAACUUCUGACCUGCCUCUGAAGUAAAUUUUCAUCUGUUUUAGGUGUUAUUAAAGAUUAUAGAAAAUUUUCCAUGGACAUUUUUUGGAAAUUUAUGGGGAAAAUUUUUGGUAACUUUCAAAUCAUAAAUUCCCAUGGAAAUUUGGAAAUUUAUGAAGGAAAGAUGGAAAAAACGUGUUAAUUUGGCUUUUUGGUAAAUUAUGGUAAAAUACGGUAAUAAACUUUUGGUAAAAUACCGUAAAAUACGGUAAAAUACCGCCGUAAUUUACCAACAUAAAUUACCUUACAGCCCUGUUGCCAUUGUAAUAAAAAACAUCAGUCAACAUUUUCUUGUCACAUUGAAUUACGUAUAUUCUAUAGUUUGACUGUUUUCGUUAAUAAAAUUCUUAAAACAUUA
Messenger RNA from Planococcus citri (citrus mealybug), 6517 nucleotides. Its product is annotated as protein zyg-11 homolog B-like. Bases 379 to 2631 code for a protein of 750 amino acids. Gene Ontology annotation, molecular function: protein binding. The record is from RefSeq and is a predicted model, not a curated record. NCBI's taxonomy places the organism in Eukaryota, Metazoa, Arthropoda, Insecta, Hemiptera, Pseudococcidae. The transcript has 13 exons. Gene Ontology annotation, cellular component: Cul2-RING ubiquitin ligase complex.